GUGCGUGUGCAGCUGUGCACAUGGAAUAUUUGGUGGGAUCGGUACGGGAGCAGCUGGGCAUGAGCAUCUGUACAAAAGCGAGCUCGUGAAAAAACGUCCGGAGGUGUGGGAAGGUGCUGUGAGUGGCUGAGAUGCUGUGGUGGAGGGGAGCCCAGGCCCCGUACUGUCUGGUUGGGUCACCCCGAGAAGAGGGACCAGCGGUAUCCUCGAAAUGUCAUCAACAAUCAGAAGUACAAUUUCUUCACCUUUCUGCCAGGGGUGCUGUUCAACCAGUUCAAGUAUUUCUUCAACCUCUACUUCCUGCUGCUGGCCGGCUCCCAGUUUGUUCCUGACAUGCGGCUCGGCGCCCUCUACACGUACUGGGUUCCCCUGGGCUUUGUGCUGGCCGUCACGGUCAUCCGCGAGGCGGUGGAGGAGAUCCGGUGCUACGUGCGCGACAAGGAAGUCAACUCCCAGGUCUACAGCCGGCUCACAGCGCGAGGGACGGUGAAGGUGAAGAGUUCCAACAUCCAAGUGGGAGACCUCAUUAUCGUUGAGAAGAACCAGCGGGUCCCUGCUGACAUGAUCUUCCUGAGGACCUCGGAGAAAAAUGGGUCUUGCUUCUUGCGCACCGAUCAGCUGGACGGCGAGACGGACUGGAAGCUGCGGCUGCCCGUGGCCUGCGCGCAGAGGUUACCCACGGCCGCCGACCUCCUGCAGAUCCGGUCUUACGUGUAUGCCGAAGAGCCCAACAUCGACAUCCACAACUUCGUGGGGACCUUCACCAGAGAAGACAGUGACCCUCCGGUCAGCGAGAGCCUGAGCAUCGAGAACACGCUGUGGGCUGGAACGGUCAUCGCGUCAGGGACUGUGGUGGGGGCUGUGCUUUACACGGGCAGAGAACUCCGGAGCGUCAUGAACACCUCCAAUCCCAGAAGUAAGAUCGGCCUGUUUGACCUGGAAGUGAACUGCCUCACCAAGAUCCUGUUCGGCGCGUUGGUGGUGGUCUCGCUGGUCAUGGUGGCCCUCCAGCACUUUGCCGGCCGCUGGUACCUGCAGAUAAUCCGCUUCCUGCUCUUGUUUUCCAACAUCAUCCCCAUCAGCCUGCGUGUGAACUUGGACAUGGGCAAGAUCGUGUACAGUUGGGUGAUUCGAAGGGACUCCAAAAUCCCGGGGACAGUGGUUCGAUCCAGCACAAUUCCCGAGCAGCUGGGCAGGAUUUCUUACUUGCUCACAGACAAGACGGGAACUCUGACCCAGAACGAGAUGGUUUUCAAGCGGCUGCACUUGGGCACGGUGGCCUACGGCUUGGACUCCAUGGACGAAGUACAGAGUCACAUAUUCAGUAUUUACACCCAGCCGUCUCAGGAGCCACCAGCCCAGAAGGGUCCCACGGUCACCGCCAAGGUGCGACGGACCAUGAGCGGCCGUGUGCACGAGGCCGUGAAGGCCAUCGCGCUGUGCCACCACGUGACGCCCGUGUACGAGCCCGACGGCGCGGCGGGCCGGGCCGAGGCUGAGGAGCAGCGCGCCGACUCGUGCCGCACGUACCAGGCGUCCAGCCCCGAUGAGGUGGCCCUGGUCCAGUGGACAGAAAGCGUGGGCUUAACGCUGGUGGGCCGAGACCAGUCUUCCAUGCAGCUGAGGACCCCUGGCGACCAGAUCCUGAACUUCACCAUCCUGCAGAUCUUCCCCUUCACCUACGAGAGCAAGAGGAUGGGCAUCAUUGUGAGGGAUGAGACCACGGGGGAGAUCACGUUCUACAUGAAGGGGGCGGAUGUUGUCAUGGCCGGCAUCGUGCAGUACAAUGACUGGCUGGAGGAAGAGUGUGGCAACAUGGCCCGGGAAGGACUACGGGUGCUCGUGGUGGCCAAGAAGUCUCUCGCGGAGGAGCAGUAUCAGGACUUUGAAGCCCGCUACGUCCAGGCCAAGCUGAGCGUGCACGACCGCUCCCUCAAAGUGGCCACGGUGAUCGAGAGCCUGGAGAUGGAGAUGGAGCUGCUGUGUCUGACGGGCGUGGAGGACCAGCUGCAGGCCGACGUGCGGCCCACACUCGAGACCCUGCGCAACGCCGGCAUCAAGGUUUGGAUGCUGACGGGGGACAAGCUGGAGACAGCCACAUGCACAGCAAAGAACGCACAUCUGGUCACCAGAAACCAGGACAUCCAUGUCUUCCGGCUGGUGACCAACCGCGGGGAGGCCCACCUCGAGCUGAAUGCCUUCCGCAGGAAGCACGACUGUGCCCUGGUCAUCUCUGGAGACUCCCUGGAGGUCUGCCUGAAGUACUACGAGUGUGAGUUCAUGGAGCUGGCCUGCCAGUGCCCGGCCGUGGUGUGCUGCCGCUGCGCCCCCACCCAGAAGGCCCAGAUCGUGCGCCUGCUCCAGGAACGCACUGGGAAGCUCACCUGUGCAGUAGGCGACGGCGGCAAUGACGUCAGCAUGAUUCAGGAGUCCGACUGCGGUGUAGGUGUGGAGGGCAAGGAAGGAAAGCAGGCGUCUCUGGCCGCCGACUUCUCUGUCACUCAGUUCAAGCACCUGGGCCGCUUACUCAUGGUGCACGGCCGGAACAGCUACAAGCGCUCAGCAGCGCUCAGCCAAUUUGUCAUCCACAGGAGCCUGUGCAUCAGCACCAUGCAGGCUGUCUUUUCGUCCGUGUUCUACUUCGCUUCCGUCCCUCUCUACCAAGGAUUCCUAAUCAUUGGGUACUCCACGAUCUAUACCAUGUUCCCGGUGUUCUCGCUGGUUCUGGACAAGGACGUGAAGUCAGAGGUUGCCAUGUUGUAUCCCGAGCUCUACAAAGACCUCCUCAAGGGGCGGCCGCUGUCCUACAAGACCUUCUUAAUCUGGGUUCUAAUCAGCAUCUAUCAAGGAAGCACCAUCAUGUACGGAGCGCUGCUGCUGUUCGAGUCGGAGUUUGUACACAUCGUGGCCAUCUCCUUCACGUCGCUGAUCCUCACCGAGCUGCUCAUGGUGGCGCUCACCAUCCAGACGUGGCACUGGCUCAUGACGGUGGCUGAGCUGCUCAGCCUGGCCUGCUACAUCGCCUCCCUGGUGUUCCUACAUGAAUUCAUUGAUGUGUACUUCAUUGCCACCCUGUCGUUCCUGUGGAAAGUGUCUGUCAUCACCCUGGUCAGCUGUCUCCCCCUCUACGUCCUCAAGUACCUGCGCAGACGGUUCUCCCCGCCCAGCUACUCGAAGCUCACGUCCUAGGCUGUGACGGGGACUUGGGGCUCUGCGCGCUCCUGGUGGGCAGAGUUGGCACCUCACUUGUAUUAACCGCUUCCUGUGGGCAUCGCGGUCACUGCUGCCACGUGCAGUCCUGUUGCGGCGACGCUGUGCUCCUAGCAGGGUGGGCAUGCUGCAAAGGCCAGAGGGAGGGUGCUGCAGGGUGCCUGGGAGCACCUGCUGGAACUGUGGGUGCCACGUGGGAAAGCGGGCGAAUGCGUUGGGACUGGGUGGCUCAGCUGGGAGGUUUAUGAGGGUCACUGUGCAAGCUUCCUCAUGACUUGAAUUUGUUGUCAUGUGAUAAAACUUCUGUCUAGUUGAA
Messenger RNA from Jaculus jaculus (lesser Egyptian jerboa), 3526 nucleotides. It is a transcript of the gene Atp9a, whose product is annotated as ATPase phospholipid transporting 9A (putative). The record is from RefSeq and is a predicted model, not a curated record. The transcript has 28 exons. NCBI's taxonomy places the organism in Eukaryota, Metazoa, Chordata, Mammalia, Rodentia, Dipodidae. Bases 334 to 3189 code for a protein of 951 amino acids. Gene Ontology annotation, cellular component: trans-Golgi network; plasma membrane; endosome. Gene Ontology annotation, molecular function: ATPase-coupled intramembrane lipid carrier activity; ATP binding; ATP hydrolysis activity. Gene Ontology annotation, biological process: retrograde vesicle-mediated transport, Golgi to endoplasmic reticulum; phospholipid translocation; endocytosis.